This is a messenger RNA of Xiphias gladius (swordfish), 11689 nucleotides long. It is a transcript of the gene frem2a, whose product is annotated as FRAS1 related extracellular matrix 2a. Gene Ontology annotation, molecular function: calcium ion binding. Gene Ontology annotation, cellular component: membrane. The transcript has 24 exons. The record is from RefSeq and is a predicted model, not a curated record. Gene Ontology annotation, biological process: homophilic cell-cell adhesion; cell communication. The coding region runs from base 1 to 9420 and encodes 3139 amino acids. Lineage: Eukaryota; Metazoa; Chordata; Actinopteri; Istiophoriformes; Xiphiidae.
AUGGUUUGGAUCACAUCCGUUGCCAAGAUGUUGCUCUAUAGACUUCUCCUGUGUUUUUCAGCAGCGGGAAUUGGUUUCGCACAGCCCGACAGCUCUGGAUUAUUUUACGCACUGAGAUCCGAAUUGUCAGAGGAUGCGAUCUUAGUGGCCAACAACGGAAUACGCGUGCCUUUCGGGAGGUCGGUCUUCGUCGAUCCCAUUAACGAUCUGGUCAUUCAAACUCAGCCGGGGGAUCGAUGCAGCAUCACCGUCCUGGAUAACGACCCGCUCGCACAGAGACCGGGGCAUCUCUCUCCCAAGAAGUUUCCGUGUGAUUUCGGUCCCAAUGAUGUGACGUACUCCCACUAUGGGUCCCGGAGCCCAGCUAGAGACAGAGUGAGGUUGCAGCUCAGGUACGACGCGCAAACCGAAACCGUUAUCAUCCCGUUUAUGAUGGAGGUGGAAGUAGUUUUUACGCAGCUAGAGCUACUCACCAAAAACAUGCCUCUCACUGUUGAUAAUCUCAAGGGGACCAGUAAUCCCAUCGAUAAGAAGACUUUAGAGUUUACCUACGAUAGAGACUCUCACAAAUGCGAGGUGGCAUCCCUGUCUAGCGGCAGCGCUCUGCCGAGAUAUGGAAGACUCAUCGACGGGGGUAAACUUUCCAAAAUGAUGGACUGUGACGAAUUCACUCAAACUGACAUCCGCUAUGAGCACACGUCUGACCGCAAGUCUCCCAACAGGGAUUAUGUUCCCAUGGUUGUGGAGCUGCAUGACAAGGAAGGCAACCUAGUGAAACAGGAGUAUUUCCAUCUCAUGAUUCGCAUCAAGGAGGGAGAAGAAAACACCCCCCCCAAACCCAGCUUUGUGUCCAUGAUGAUGAUGGAGGUCAGCCAGUUUGUCAUGACUGCCCUCACCCCUGAUAUGCUCGCUGCAGAAGAUGCAGAGUCGGACCCAGAUGAGCUUAUUUUCAACAUCACCUCUCCCUUAUCUUAUGAGGAGGGCUACAUUGUCAGCACUGAUGACAGAAACCUCCCCAUCACAUCCUUCUACCAGAGAGACUUGCGUGAUCUGAAAAUAGCUUACAAGCCCCCUUCCCUGGACUCAGACACUGAGAGGAUUUUUCAGCUCGAGUUCGAGGUGGUAGACACAGACGGGGCCGUCUCAGACCCCUUUGCGUUUAUGAUCGUUGUGAAGCCGAUGAAUUCUUUGGCCCCUGUUGUGACACGUAACACGGGUCAGCUGCUGUACGAGGGGCAGUCUCGGCCUCUCUUCAGCGACCACAACUUGGAGAUCAGCGAUGAAGACAACCUCGACGCUGUCACCAUCACGGUGGUGGAUGGGCUGCGCCACGGAGACCUCAUGGUGCUGGGCUCUCACAGGAAAUUCUUCACACCUGCUGACCUCACGACAGGAGCUGUUGUGUACCAGCACGAUGGGAGUGACACAUACAGCGACAACAUUGUCUACAAGAUGACGGACGGGAAAAACGAAGUAGAAUUCCUUUUCCCCAUUACAAUCGUUCCCACUGAUGACGAGCCACCAAUUAUAAAUGCCAACACUGGCCUGGUGCUAUUCAAAAACCAGAUGAUGCCUAUAUCUCCCCUCAUGCUCAGUGCUGCCGAUAUUGACUCCGAGGACUCAACUAUUAAAUUCACUAUUGUCCCUCCCUUUUCUACAAUUGGCACAGUGCUCCUAAGGCAGUCAGACGCCCCUGAGGAUCCCUCCUCUUGGAAGUUCAACGGUGAAGAUGAAGUAUAUGAGAAGGAGGUGACAGAGUGGCUUCAGAAAGAUAUCACUGAUGGAAAGUUGUUUUACAAGCACACAGGCCCUCACAACACAGAUACCAUCAUGGAUCAGUUUGUGUUCACAGUUCAGGAUGACAAUGACCCCCCAAAUGAGUCAGGAGAGAGUGCAUUUAUAAUUCGGGUUUUGCCUAUCGAUGAUGUACCCCCUGAGCUGUUCCCCGGCACCACCCUGCAGAUGACAGUUCAGGAGUACAAGCUCACUCACUUUAGCAAAGAAGUUUUGCGCUACACCGAUUUGGACUCUGAGGACCGUGACCUCAAAUACAUAGUUAUCCAGCCCCCGACAGAUACAGAUGAAAAUAACCCGGUUGUGUUCGGUUCUUUGGUGCUGACAGACAGCCCGGACACUGAGGUCACAGAGUUCACACAAGCUCAAGUUAACCAUCAUAAGAUAUCCUUCGGCCCCCCGAAUGUUGAGCUUGGAAUCACAGCCCACGUUGUGCAGUUUCGUUACACUGUUGAAGACACAGCUGGGAACAGUGUAGAAGGGGCUUUCACUAUCUACCUCCAGCCCGUCAACAAUAAACCCCCUCAGAUUACAAACACUGGCUUUACUGUGUUUGAACGCGGCAUGCACAUCAUCACCAUUGCUGAGCUAGACGCCACAGACCUUGACACAGAGAGUCAACAGAUUACAUUUACUCUAAGCCAGCCCCCUAAACAUGGCCAGGUCCAGGCUGCAUUCACUGACCUAGAGAAAAAGGGGGUUUUCAGACUUGAGGAUAUCUCAGAGGGGAAGAUAUCAUAUAUUCAUGGUGGGGAGGAGACGCUGAGUGAUGAAUUUCAGCUGGAUGUGAGCGAUGGGUUCCAUGUUGUAACCGUGACGGUCAAAGUUAAUGUAAAGCCUGUCGAUGAUGAAACGCCAACUGUCAGCCUACCUGAGGGAACAAUUGGGUCUCAUAUGGAUGUGCUGGAAAACGGAGCCACAGAAAUCACAACUAAUGUCAUUCAAGGCCAUGAUGAUGACACAGAUGACCUCCAGCUGACCUUUAUUGUGGAGGAUCCUCCAGUUAUGGGUGAAAUACUGGUUAAAGGAGUGCCUGCUACUAGGUUUACACAGGCUGAUAUUAUCAAUGGUGUAGUUGUGUACGCACACAUCGGUGGCGAGAUAGGUCUGACCUCUCAGCAGGAUGGCUUCAAUUUGACUCUUACAGACAUGUCCGAUGAUUGGACAGUAGGUGGCAAUAAGGUCAACGGAGUCCAUGUACGAGUAACUAUCCUUCCUGUUGACAGCCAGGCCCCCGAGGUUGGUGUUGGGAUUCAAUUCAGUGUCAUUGAAGGGGAGAAAUACGCCAUCGGCCCUCAGCACUUGGAUGCUGAUGAUAAUGACACUCCAACAGAUGAAAUCCUUUGCACCAUCAUCGUCCAGCCCACUGCUGGCUAUGUGGAAAAUAUAUCGCCUGCCCCAGGCUCAGAAAAGUCCAGGUCAGGAACAGCUAUCACUGCUUUUACCAUCAGAGACAUAAAGGAAGGGAAUAUCUACUAUGUGCAGAGCAUUCACAAAGGGGUAGAGCCAUUGGAGGACAGGUUCACAUUUAGGUGCUCUGAUGGCAUCAAUUUCUCAGAGAACCAUUUCUUCCCAAUAGUUAUCAUCCCUGCAAAUGAUGAAAAGCCAGAGAUUUAUUUGAGGGAAAUAGUCGUGAUGGAGGGGAUGAACAUCAUCAUUGACACCCCGAUUCUGAAUGGGGCUGAUGCCGAUAUUCCACCUGAGGAGCUGAUGUUCAUCAUUUCCAAACCCCCCAAACACGGUGCCAUUUUAAACCAGCUACCCACAGGCUCAGUUCUGGUGACUAAUUUCACUUUAGAGCAGAUCAGGGAGGCAUCAAGUAUUAUUUAUGAGCAUGAUGACUCAGAGACAACAGAAGACAGCUUUGAUGUAAUUCUGUCGGAUGGAAAAUACUCUGUGCAGAAAACAGCCAUGGUUAUGAUCGUUGCUGUUGAUGACGAGACACCCCGAAUGCUUAUCAACGAUGGUCUGGAGGUGGAAAUUGGCGAAACCAAAGAGAUCAACAACAAAGUGCUCAAAGCGACAGAUCUAGAUUCAGAUGACAGUACGCUCACAUAUAUCAUUCGGUUUGGGCCUAGUCAGGGUCUCCUGCAGAGGAAAACUCCAUACGGGUCUCUGGAGAACAUCACCCUCGGCAUGAAUUUCACACAAGCUGAACUCGACGAAGGGCUUAUAGUUUACACACACAACGGACAGGAAGGCAUCCGAGACUUGGUCAAAUUUGAUGUCACAGAUGGAAUGAACCCACUAAUUGAUCGCUACUUCUACAUCACUGUGGGCAGCAUCGACAUGGUCUUCCCCGAUGUCGUCAGUAAAGGCGUGUCUCUGAGGGAAGGUGGCAGAGUGACUUUGACCACAGAUCUUCUCAGCACUACCGACCUCAACAGCCCUGAUGAGAACUUGGUCUUUACUGUCACAAGGGCUCCCAUCAGGGGCCACUUGGAGUGUACAGAUACCCCUGGGAUGCCCAUUGUGUCUUUUACUCAAAUGCAACUGGCUGGCAGUAAGAUUUACUACAUCCAUACCUCUGAUGAUGAGGUGAAAAUGGACAGUUUUGAGUUUGAAGUCACUGAUGGCUACAAUCCUAUAUUCAGAACAUUCAGAAUCUCUAUUGUGGAUGUUGACAAUAAGAAACCUGUUGUGACUGUAAAUAGUCUCGUCGUCACAGAAGGGCAGAUUAAGCUGAUUACACCAUUUGAACUCACUGCUGAGGACCAGGACACAGCUGAGAAGCUGCUGAAAUUCACCGUCACCCAGUUGCCUGUUCAUGGUAAACUCCUCUACAACCAGUCCACACAUGUCACCAGCUUCACGAAACAAGACCUAAAUGAAAACCUCAUCAGCUACAAACACGAUGGCACAGAAUCAUCAGAGGACUCCUUCUCCUUUACUGUCACUGAUGGCACACACACUGACUUCUAUGUUUUCCCCGACACUGUUUUUGAGACUCGGCACCCUCAAACCAUGAAGAUCACUAUUGUGGCAAUAGACAACGGCAUCCCCCAGAUUGUGUUGAAUAAAGGUGCUCCCACUUUGAAGAUCUUGGCCACAGGUCACCUGGGGUUCCCCAUCAGCUCCAAAGUGCUGAGGGCAGAGGACAGAGACAGCAGCCCGGCCUCUCUGGUGUUCCACAUCACCACCCAGCCCAAACAUGGUUACAUCAUUAACCUGGGACACGGAAACAACUCCAUCAACACAUUUAGUCAAGCUGACAUUGAUGACCUGAACAUCUGCUAUGUGUUGCGGAAUGAGGAAAAUGCUACAUCUGAUCUUUUCCAUUUCUCUGUUGAGGAUAACGGGGGUAACAAGCUAAAGGGACAGCAGUUCCGUCUGGAUUGGGCCUGGAUGUCUCUGGAGAAAGAGUAUUAUGUUGUGGACGAGGAGGACAAGUUCCUGGAGGUGGUGCUCAGACGGAGAGGCUAUCUGGGAGAGACUUCUUUCAUCGGCAUCGGCACUCAGGAUGGCAGUGCAAAGAAGGAGGAGGACUUCAAGGGUAAGUCCCAGAGGCAGGUCCAGUUCAACCCGGGACAGACCAGAGCCACGUGGCGGGUUCGGAUCCUGACUGAUGGGAAGUAUGAACAGGCGGAGUCCUUCCAGAUUUUGCUAUCGGAACCGGUGAUGGGAGUGAUGGAGUUCCCUGCCACAGCAACAGUUGAGAUCCUGGAUCCCAGUGAUGAGUCGACCGUGUUCUUCCCUGAGCAGAUCCAUUCAGUGGAGGAAGAUGUUGGGGAGCUUUUCAUCCCGGUGCACCGCAGUGGAGACAUUAGCCAGGAGCUCAUGGUGGUGUGCUACACACAGCAGGGGUCUGCCUCAGGAACAAUUCCCACCACCGUCCUGUCUUACUCGGACUACAUCUCCCGUCCGGAGGAGCACGGCAGCGUCCUUCGCUUCGACAAGGGUGAGAGGGAGAAGCAGUGUCGCGUGGUGAUCAUCGACGACUCUCUGUACGAGGAAGAAGAGAGCUUCAAUGUGACUCUGUCGCUGCCCGUCGGGGGACGUCUGGGAGUGCACUACCCCACCACCAAAGUCAACAUCUUGGAAGAUAUGGAUGAUGCUCCAGUGUUUUACUUUGGAGAGUUAGAGUAUCACGUAGAUGAGAGUGAUGGACAUGUGGAGGUCAAAGUGUGGAGGACGGGAACUGAUCUGUCCAAGACCGGCACAGUCACCGUCCGCUCUCGCAAGGCCGAGCCUGUCUCUGCUGAGGCCGGUAUCGACUACGUGGGCAUCAGUCAUAACCUGGACUUUGCCCCGGGUGUCAGCAUGCAGACGUUCAAGGUCACCAUUCUGGAUGACCUAGGACAGCCACAGCUGGAGGGGACUGAGAGCUUUGAGCUGGUCUUACGUAUGCCAGUGCACGGCAUCUUGGGAGAGCCUGCGAAGGCUACAGUGUUCAUCAAUGACUCGGUGUCUGACUUGCCAAAGGUCCAGUUCCGCGAGCCGGUGUACACUGGAGAGGAGAGUGACGGUCAGAUCGCGGUGACAGUGUACCGCAGUGGUGACGUCAGCCACAAAUCCACUGUUCGCUGUUAUACCCGUCAGGGCUCUGCACAGGUCGCCUCUGACUUUGAUGAACGGCCAAACACAGAUGCAUCCAUCAUCGCUUUCUUACCAGGUGAGGCAGAGAAGUUGUGUAUUCUGUCACUAGUUGACGACACGCUGUACGAAGAAGGAGAAGAGCUGCGGUUGAUCCUAGGCAACCCAAAGAGCAACUCACAGUUUGGCGCAUCAGUGGGAGCUCUGAAUGAAACCCUGGUGAAAAUCAAGGACACAGCUGACAAACCCAUCAUCCGUUUUUUGGAAACCAAGUUCAGUGUUAGUGAACCAAAAGAGGCUGGCGCCAUGGCAACUGUGAGGAUCCCUGUAGUACGAGUGGGUGACACAUCAAAGGUGUCAGUGGUCCGCGUUCACACCAAAGACGGGUCAGCUGUCUCAGGAGAGGACUACUACCCCGUGUCUCAAGACAUUGAGUUCAAACAGGGGGAUAAGGAACAUGUGGUGGAGGUGGAGGUGCUAUUUGAUGGUGUCAGAGAGAUGAGAGAAGCCUUUACUCUGCACCUGAAGCCUGAUGAAAACAUGGUGGCUGAAACUCAGGUAACUAAAGCGAUAGUCUACAUCGAGGAGACCAACAGCAUGGCUGACGUCACCUUCCCCUCCUUGCCUCAUGUGGUGUCUCUCUUCCACUAUGACAAUGUCGCCAGGACGCCAGACAACCUCCACCCACCAGCCGGCUACCCUGUCAUCUGUGUGACAGCUUGCAACACAAGAUACCCAGACUACGACAAGACGGGCUCUAUCUGUGUCAGUGAGCAGAUCAACAACACCCUGACCCGCUACCGCUGGCUCAUCAGUGCCCCAGCUGGCCCUGAUGGCGUCACCAGUCCCAUGAGGGAGGUGGACUUUGACACCUUCUUUACCUCCUCCAAGAUGAUCACAUUGGACUCAGUCUACUUCCAGGCAGGCUCCAGGGUCCAGUGCGCUGCUAGGGCUGUUAAUUCUAAUGGGGAUGAAGGUUUAGAGCUCAGCAGUCCCAUUGUCACUAUCAGCCAGGAGGAAGGAAUGUGUCAACCGCGUAAGAUGGGGACAGUUGGCGCUGAGCCUUUCUCUGCCAAGCUACGCUAUACUGGAGCAGACGACCUGAAACAUCCCAACCUCAUCAAAGUGACUGUCACCAUGCCUCACAUAGAUGGCAUGCUCCCAGUAAUCUCCACUCGCCCUCUGAUGAACUUUGACCUGACUCUCAGUCCCGAUGGAACCCGGGUCGGAAACCACCGCUGCUCCAACUUGCUUGACUACAACGAGGUCACCACCGGUCACGGCUUCAUCACCGCCUCGACGCGUAGCCCUGAGAGCAUGGGAGACUCGGUGCCCUAUCAGUUCAGCGGCUCUCUGCGGGGGAACAGCACACUGCGCUUCUACAGAAACCUCAACCUGGAAGCCUGUCUCUGGGAGUUCACCAGCUACUACCACAUGUCUGAGCUGCUCACUGACUGCGGAGGCACCAUAGGGACUGAUGGACAGGUGCUGAACCUGGUCCAGUCCUACGUGACCCUGCGCGUCCCUCUUUACGUGUCGUAUGUAUUCCACUCCCCUGUGGGAACCGGUGGCUGGCAGCACUUUGACCUGCAGUCCGAGCUGCGCCUCACUUUUGUGUAUGACACGGCCAUUCUCUGGAAGGAUGGCAUCGGCAGCCCCCCACAGGCUGAACUACAGGGUAAUGUGUUUGUACUGUAUGUGUUUUUGCCAGGUGCAUUGUAUCCGACCAGCAUGCGUAUCAAUGACCAGGGACGUUUGGUGGUAAACUUCCGCACCAAGGCUCGUUUCAGGGGUCUGUUUGUGGAGUCUCAUUCUGGAGGAACCUCCAAGUCAUCCAUGGUGAUGAGCGUGGACCACCCCGGCCUGACCUUUAACCUCACCUUGAUGAGGAGUGAGCCCACCUACAACCAGCCAGUCCAGCAGUGGAUAUUCACCUCUGACUUCGCUGUGAGAGACUACUCUGGGACCUACACAUUGAAGCUGAUCCCCUGUACAACAGCCCAGAAUAUGGAGUACACUGUUCCACCUGUUUGCAGUCCCAGAGAACCAGUCACCUUCGACCUAGACAUCAGAUUCCAGCAAGUGAGCGACCCGGUUGCAGUGGAAUUCAGUUUGAACACUCAGAUGUUCUUGUUGUCCAAGAGGAGCCUGUGGCUUUCUGAUGGCUCCAUGGGUUUCGGUCAGGAGAGUGACGUGGCCUUUUCUGAGGGUGAUACGAUCUAUGGCCGUGUGAUGGUGGACCCUGUUCAGAACCUGGGAGACUCUUUCUUCUGUAACAUUGAGAAGGUGUUCCUCUGCACUGGUGCUGACGGAUAUGUACCAAAGUACAAUCCGACCAAGUUUGAAUUUGGCUGCCUGGCUGACUCUCCGUCUCUGCUUUAUAGAUUCAAGAUUGUUGACAAGGCUCAGCCAGAGACUCAGGCGCGUGUGUUUGGUGAUAUCAGUUUUAACGCUGUGCUGGCAGUGGAUGAUCCAUCAGCUAUGUCCCUUGUCAGACAGCCAGGGUCUGAUGGCUUUAGACUGGACUCUACAGCCAUGUUCCAGGUUGCUGCAGGCCGUGAGUGGUACAUUCACACCAUUUACACAGUCCGCUCCAAAGAGAAUGCUAACAGGGGCAUUGGAAAGCGCAGCCUAGAGUACCACUCCUUGGCUGCCACAAGCAACGAUCUCACCUUGACUCCAUCAAGUGGCAAAGGUCAUCGCUCCAGGAGGUCGGCUGGCAAUGAGGUCCCAGAGCUCGCCGAGGAUAUCGGAGCAGGCAACAACCGUGGUACCAAUAUCAUGCACAUUGCUUUGGACCGCACCAAGCGGCAGGAAGGGGGGUCGAAUGAAGUGUUUGCCCAAGGGUUGGAAUCUAGUGAGCUGAGCGCAGAGGAGGAAGAGGAGGGUCUGGUGACCGUGGUGGGGGCACUGGUGGGGCUUCUGCUGACUGUCCUCAUCAUUGUCACCACCGUACUUGUUCUGAAAUCCAGACAGAAGGAUGUCAAGGAGGGGUGGAGGGAGGGGGUGCAGGAGGUAGUGAAAGGGUCUGUCAGUACGGAGCCCAUGCUGGUGGUGAGGAUGCAAGACUGCCACAACAGCUCAGAGGUUUGAGAAAUGGAUGCAUGGAUGGACAGAUGGACAAAGGGAUGAGGAGUAUAUGGGAGCUUUUAUAAAAUUUUUGAUUUUCUUUUUUUUUUUUUCUUUUUUUUAACUGGUAUUAAAUUACUUUCAUAACACCAAAAAUCUUAGAUUGAUCAUAUGUGUUAUUAGAUGUGUGUGUGCCUGUUUGUGGGGGGAUUUCUACAGUAUUGGAUCCAUUACGCACCUUGAUCACUGCAACAGAAAACAGCACAAUAGUCCUAUACACUGUCUUCACUUAACAUUCCAACUUGUGCUGCUGGUAGCAUUGUAUUUCCAUUCUCUGUUACUGGUUUUAUGGUGUUGAAGUGCCUGAGGCAGCUAUGUACCUUCAGGACAGUCCCAGUCACGGAGAGCACUUUUCUAAUAAAGCUAGUUUCACGCAGACCAAGUAUGAGAUCUAGUGGCGCAGGUGUACCUGGGGUAAAGGGGACUAGAUGAUGUCAGUGUUCAUAUUGAAAGGAGCAGUUCACCUCAAAAAGAACACUCAGAUAUUAUCGACCUGCCCUUGUGUCAGACAAAACUUCACUGAAGUUUGUGAGCCCUGGUACUUCCGUUCUAUCUCCUAAAACAUAGAUGGUAACAAGAAGAUCUUUUCUAAAGCUUGCAAAAGAUAAACUAGAUUUCUGCACACAUAUUGUGUGGCAUUUUCUAAGUAUUUCGUAGCUUACGAUUGCAUUAUGGAUACAAAAGUCCAGUAUUUAUGCAAUAAUCUCACUGUGUGUCCUCAAAGUUGUUCUAAACUCCAUCCAUUGCCAGAGGAUUAUAUCAUUUAGGAAAGUAUUGGGGAUUGAAAGAUAAAAAUUGGACUUAUUAUAAAUAUUGAACCCAGAGCCUAAAUGAAAAUACUGUCAAUUUAUGUUCCUUCUGGGCUGAACUGUGCCUUUAGGCGUACAAUUUUGUCCUGAAAUAUUUGCUGGGACAGUCAUUCUGGAUUACAUGAUGUGUAUUGAAAAACAUAAACACAAGGUGCCACCAUCUGUUUCUUACCUGUGAAAUAAACCUGCAUAGCUCUCUUAACGGACUAUAGGAGAUGAAAAUCACUGCUGUCAGAAUUUAUGUUUAUUAACCAGCUGAACCUUUUAUUCAUUCACCGUGUCUACUGUUCUUUGGUUUGUUUUCCAUAUGAUGAGGAAUGUUUAGCUUGAUCAUUUCUGUUUCUGCUGAGUAGGGUUGUUCACAUAGUUUUUUUUCCUCAUUUUGUGUAUUUUUGUAAACUCAUGUGUUUACUCUGUCACUCGUUUACAGUUCACCGUGGCUUAUUUUACCACACUGUUUACUGCUAUCCAUCCUUGCAGUGUUGUUGCUCCACUGUGUGUUUCUGUAAUAUGGCCAAAUUUACUCAUUGGGCAUUAUUUUUUUUAUUUUUAUUUUUUUUAAAUAACACUGGUUAAAGUAUGUUUGUAUAAAGACACUCAUCUCAGGAGUUAUUUAUUUUCCGGAGAAUGGGCUGUGUGUUGUUACACAAUUUACCACUGUUGACUGAAGAAAAUCUCUAGUGUGCCCCUUUCAACUUCUGUGUUACACUGCUAGUAAGUGUGGUGCUGCGAACAUGCACAUACUAUAUCCAUAUCCAAUGACUUGACCCUUGUUCUGCUCACAUUAUGUUCCCGUAAGCUUCUCUUUUGUCACUAGUGCUGUGUGGGAUUUCCGUGUUCUGACUCAUGUUUUCGAACAAAGGAUGCAAAUAAAAUAGCUGCUUACAGAUCAGUAUGCCACCAUGAAAAACAUUAUGUUUGGGACAUCUAAUAUAAUCUGCUAUCUCAUUAUUUCGUUGAUGUCAUUGGUGAAAUUUCUUGUUUACAUGUGUUGUUAAACCUGUGUCUCACUCUGCUAUGGAUAUACAACAUGCUUAGAUCAGUGUUCCUGAAUAUUUGUCUUAUUUUGGUGUUGUGAGUCAUCACUGUGUACUUAUUUCCAAUACUUAUCACGGUCAGCUGAUGUGAUGAACAUGAGCUAAUAGUCUGCGGAAACCUGGCUGUGAUUUUUAUUUUGGCCCUGAUGAGUUUGGAAAUAGCACCGUAUCUGACAUCGAAUGCACUUUUAAAGUCACAUCCCUCACAUGCCAAUCCAAGCUAUGCAAUGUAAUGUAUAACCCACAGCCAGUUAUCCCCAUGUAUAUGACAAUUUUAGCACAAACAGUCAAACAGGAUAUUCACUUUGUGUCUUUUUAUGAUUGGGUUUUUAUGUAUAUGUAUUUAAGAAUAAACAUCGUUGCUUACUGGUAGGUUGUUGAUUUAAU